AUGUCACCUCAGCUGAGAUAUGUCCGCAUGGACAUGGACGAUCUCGCUUGGGAAAGAAACGACAACGACCUUGAGGAAUGGGAACGAUCCUUGAACAAAGCCACUAUCUAUCGUGGCAUCGCGAACUUCAUCCUCAAGUAUCGCCCCGGGAAGGCUGUGGAGCUACACAGACCCAUCAAGGGUGGCUAUAAUGUCUUCUAUCGAUUAGAGUACGCGGAUGGUACCUCUGCUGCCAUCAGAAUUCCAAGCCCAGCAACCAAGUUCCCAGACGAAAAGGUUCGCUAUGAAGUAGCAACAAUGAGAUAUGUCGCCGCCAAUACCACCAUUCCUGUACCCAGGAUAUAUCACUGGGGGACGGCAGAAGAGAAUCCGUUGGGCCUCGGACCAUUCAUGAUAAUGGAGUUUAUUGAGCAUGAGACAACUCUGUCUCACGCUCUCAAUGAUCCAACACUAGAACCGACGGAUUCCCACUCACUUGAUCCCCACAUCAGCAUCGAGAAGCUUGAGUUUCUAUACCGUCAAAUGGCAAAUACCCGUCUCCAACUCUCAUCCCUCUCUUUCCCAAGAAUCGGUUCCCUAGUUGAAGAUGAAGAGGGGAAUAUGUCUAUAUGUGGAAGGCCACUUUUGCAGAAUAUGAACUCCAUCCUCGAUCUCACCGGCUCACCGUCAAGUCUGCUACCUGUUAAAGAUCAACCUUUCGCCACAUCAACCGAGUGGUAUUCAGCCAUGGCCGACAUGAAUCUAAUACAGCUGGCGUUUCAACAAAACAAUGCUGUUGAAGAUGAGGAUGACGCUCGCGAUAAGUAUGUUGCUCGCCAGCUAUUCCGGAACCUUGCCUCAGAAGGACGACUGGAAGCCAGAUCAAGCAAAGAGGGCGGAAACAACUUCCGACUCUUUUCUGAAGACCUACGACCUUCCAACGUCUUGAUCGACAAGGACCUCAAAGUCGUCGGCGUUAUCGACUGGGAAUUUGCUUAUGCAGCCCCAGCGGAAUUCGCCUUUGACCCUCCCUGGUGGCUUCUCUUAAAAUACCCGGAGUACUGGCCAGGUGGAUACGAGAGCUGGAUGAAAGCAUGUGAGCCUCGCUUUAGAACCUUUAUUUCUGUCCUGCAGGAUGAGGAGAGAAAACUCCAGUCAGACAGAGAUAUCGAAGAUGGUCUGGAAAACCUACAAAUCUCCAAAAACGAGACUUUCUCACUUUCACAGCAGAUGAAGGAGAGCUGGGAAAGCAGAGAGUGGAUGAUUCGGUACGUAGCUAGAAAUAGCUGGGCCUUCGACUUUGUCUUCUGGAGAUAUUUGGAUCCUAUGUUCUUUGGGGAUAAUGAUGAUGGUGAUUAUCGGGCGAGAUUGUGCAACCUGAGUCAGAAGCAACAAGAUGCUCUGGAGCCUUUUGUUCAGUUCAAAAUCGCCCAGGAGAAGGAAAGGAAACUGGUGCAGUGGGGUGACGAAGAUGCCAAGAGAGAACUUUGCAAGAUUAUGGUAUUAGGAGAGUGA
Molecule: messenger RNA, 1494 nt
Organism: Fusarium subglutinans
Lineage: Eukaryota; Fungi; Ascomycota; Sordariomycetes; Hypocreales; Nectriaceae
Product: kinase
Exons: 2
Coding region: 1-1494 (497 amino acids)
Source: RefSeq, a predicted model, not a curated record